CGACAGUGCGUUGUAAAGAACAGAUGCCCACGGAUAYAUAUUUAUUAUUUACUUGCUUAAUCUUAGCCGAUUCGCGUAGUUAUCAUAAUAAAUACGCGAAUUUUCCGUACACGUUUUAUCCGCUGUCCAUCGCGAUCUAUUUUAAUUAUUCAUCUAAUACGACAUCCGCGUUUUGUGCGUUUUGUUUCGAUAGUGGUUCGUAGUGUUCGUACACRCCAUCAUUGCCUAUCCUCGUGACGUGCAGCGUAGUUACGCACCAUCGCGUCGUUGGCACUUAAUAUAAUACGUAUAAUAAGUACCUUGACGAUUGUCAAUAUAUUCAUCGACAUAAAUCGUCAUCGUUAUGUACUCGCCAAAACCCGUGACCUAUAUCAGACGGAUGCUUUUGCACCGGGCCCUUCAGUGCCGACGGAAGAGGUCGUCAGCGGGGCCUGCAGUGGCAUCGAACGCCAAGAUCGUAAACGACGUGCGCCACGUCCGGGGCGAGUACAGCCGUGUGACCGACGCCGACGUCCGUCACUUCCGGUCGCUGCUGGGCGAACCAAACGUGCUGACCGGCGCCCAAAACGUCGGGCCGUACAACGUGGACUACAUGAAACACGCGUCCGGCGAUAGCGGGCUGGUGUUAAAACCGAAAACCGCAGAAAACGUGUCGGACAUACUGAAGUACUGCAACGACAGGAGCAUUGCGGUGUGCCCACAGGCUGGCAACACGAGCUUGUCGUGUGGUAGCGUGGCGCUAUUCGACGAGGUGGUCUUAUCCAUGGAGCGGAUGAACAAAAUAAUUAAUUUCGAUCCCAUAUCCGGGGUGUUGGUCUGCGAGGCGGGAUGCGUACUCGAGUCGUUGAUGAAGCACGUGGACGGUCACGGGUACAUGAUGCCGUUGGACUUGGGGUCAAAGGGCAGUUGUCAGAUCGGCGGCAACGUGUCGACCAACGCCGGCGGCAUACGCGUCAUACGUUACGGCACGCUGCAGGGGUGCGUCUUGGGCCUAGAAGCCGUCACCGCAGAUGGUACGAUUUUGGACUGUUUGAAUACAAUGCGAAAAGACAACACGGGAUACCAUUUAAAACAUUUAUUCAUUGGUUCAGAAGGCACGUUAGGYAUUGUCACCAAAGUAGCGAUAUUAUGUCCAAAUCUUCCGAAGCACGUUAAUGUGGCAUUCAUCGGAUUGGACAGUUACGAUAAAGUGCUCAAGYUGUUUUCCAUUGCUCGUAUCGAAUUUGGAGAAACCUUAUCGUCGUUCGAACUCCUGGACAACAUGGCUGUGACGUACGUGGAAAGCAAACUUCAUCUCCCGUGUCCAAUCACUAAUGUCCAUCCGUUCUAUGUACUCAUCGAACUCGCUUCCAGUCAACAGACUGUCGGCCAACACAUGGAAAAUGUUUUGGAAAAAGCUCUCGGUAACUCGGUGAUCUCCGAUGCCACAACGACCGAUCAGAUGUCCAGCAUACACAAAAUAUGGAAAGUUCGGGAAACAGUAAUUGAAGCAUUAUUAAAGUUGGGCUACGUUUACAGCUUCGAUAUAUCAAUACCUAUAAACCGGUUUUAUGAAAUUGUUGAGUUAACUCGGGAAAAACUUAASGACAAUAGGAAUGUCAAAACCGUUUGUGGAUUUGGUCACAUAGGUGACGGUAAUUUGCAUCUAAACGUGGUAACAUCGCAGCGAGACGAAGGACUGGCUCGGAUAAUCGAGCCGUUCAUUUACGGUUGGACGUCCAAGUACCGCGGAAGCGUCAGCGCCGAGCACGGAAUCGGUCUGUUAAAAACGCAAUACCUGGAGCAUACGAAGAGUGGGCCGGCUGUCGACCUUAUGCGGAGCCUGAAAAAUACUAUGGACCCAAAGUGUAUAUUGAACCCUUACAAAGUGAUCCCAACCGUCACGGCCGGCGAUCGGUAAUCCGGGAUCGCGAAAAAAAAAAAAAACCAAAUAUCUAUAUAAACAUUUAUAACAUGGCUUACACGUCGAACGUGGUAAUAAACUUCAGUACUUACCUACCUAGACGGCUAUACACAUACCUACCUAAUACCUAUAUAAACAUAAUAUUAUUAUUAUGUAAUACAUAUACUGAAUUCCAUUUAUGUGUGCGAGAAAAGGUUUGUGCUGCGAUGUGGUUAACUGCAGAAACAGUUUACCCUCCACGAUAUGCCCGGACACCGCCGUAGCUAUUUAAAUAAAAUACAAUUUAUUUGGAUCGAUAUAAUAUAUAAUAUGCAUAUAUAAAUACCUAAUAUACAUGCGUGUGAGUGCAUAUUUGCUGAAUAGACAAUCGUUAUGGCACACUAUAUAUAACAAAAAAAAAUCAUAUUUUUAUGUAAAAUGAUCCCCGAGAGAAUGAUAGAAUAAAGAUUAUCUUUAAUGUUA
Messenger RNA from Diuraphis noxia (Russian wheat aphid), 2365 nucleotides. Its product is annotated as D-2-hydroxyglutaric acid dehydrogenase. Lineage: Eukaryota; Metazoa; Arthropoda; Insecta; Hemiptera; Aphididae. Gene Ontology annotation, cellular component: mitochondrion. Gene Ontology annotation, molecular function: catalytic activity; FAD binding. The record is from RefSeq and is a predicted model, not a curated record.